UACUGAGUACAGAGUACUGAUGACCAGUGCAGUUUACAUUUAGCAGGCUGGCUUGAACUUUGCUCACUAAUUCCGUCAUCAGGGUCAGGCAGGCUCAUGGGAUGUAUAUUUAAAAACACACAAGCUAAGAAAUCUCUCUUGUGCACGAGUUAGACUGGCUGAGAGGAGCAGCAAGCGGGUUCAGUGGUGUUGUUAGUCGGGCAAGGAAGCAGAACAUCGGGGAUGGCUGGCAGGAGACGAGGCCGAGGCAGCAACGUCCAACAACAACAGGCCUCACGCAGCCAAAGAGGAGGCACUCGCAGGGCUCUGAAGGAACCUGCUCCUUUUGCCAAGUCUACAGGUUAUGAAUCAGAGAUCCCUCAUGAAAAGCUGACCAUUGCCCAGGCACGGAGGGGCACACCAGCUCAUCGUCCAGUUAGAGUCUACGCUGAUGGGAUCUUUGAUCUUUUCCAUUCGGGUCAUGCUCGAGCUCUGAUGCAGGCUAAAAAUGUGUUCCCUAACACACACCUGAUUGUGGGAGUCUGCAGUGAUGAACUCACCCACAAGUAUAAAGGCUAUACAGUGAUGACAGAGGAUGAACGCUAUGACGCCCUGAGACACUGCCGUUAUGUUGACGAGGUGGUGCGGGACGCCCCCUGGUCCCUCACCCCAGAGUUCCUAAAGAAACAUAAGAUUGACUUUGUGGCCCAUGAUGAUAUCCCUUACACCUCUGCAGGAUCAGAGGAUGUUUACAAACACAUCAAGGAAGCAGGAAUGUUUGUGGCCACUCAGAGGACAGAAGGCAUCUCCACAUCGGAUCUGAUCACUCGUAUCGUCCGAGACUAUGACAUCUAUGUUCGACGCAACCUGCAGAGAGGCUACACAGCCCAAGAACUGAAUGUUGGAUUCAUUAACGAGAAGAAAUACCGGCUCCAGAACCAAGUGGACAAGAUGAAAGAGACAGUCCGUACGGUGGAGGAAAAGUCCAAACACUUUGUUUACAGAGUGGAAGAGAAAAGCCAAGAUCUCAUCCACAAGUGGGAAGAGAAGUCACGAGAAUUCAUUGGCAACUUCCUGGAGCUUUUUGGACCUGAUGGAGCCUGGCAUGUGAUCCAGGAGCGGAGUGGACGUAUGCUGCAGGCCUUGUCACCUUACUCUUCACCCCGUGGCUCCCCCAGCAGUAGUCCCAGCAGGAGACGCUCGGUUUCUCCUGAUUCCUCGUUUGCCUCCACCUCCACAUCCCCCUCGUCUCUCUCCCCUCCUUCCACCCCCUCCUUACCCAAAAAGGGGAAACGAUCCUCUCUCAAAGCUGCCUCCAAAUACAGUAAACACGCACAAUGAGCUCAUCGUGGUUUGUUCAUUUUAUCCUGUUGAUCAUUCAUUUGGAACAUGAUAUGUCUAAUAAGACAAUUAAUUAAAAUGAACAAAUAAAAGGAAA
Molecule: messenger RNA, 1417 nt
Organism: Scatophagus argus
Lineage: Eukaryota; Metazoa; Chordata; Actinopteri; Scatophagidae
Product: choline-phosphate cytidylyltransferase B-like
Exons: 8
Coding region: 223-1320 (365 amino acids)
Biological process (GO): CDP-choline pathway
Molecular function (GO): phosphatidylcholine binding; choline-phosphate cytidylyltransferase activity
Source: RefSeq, a predicted model, not a curated record